This is a messenger RNA of Candidozyma duobushaemuli, 3636 nucleotides long. RefSeq lists its product as uncharacterized. The coding region runs from base 1 to 3636 and encodes 1211 amino acids. Gene Ontology annotation, biological process: spliceosomal complex assembly. Lineage: Eukaryota; Fungi; Ascomycota; Pichiomycetes; Serinales; Metschnikowiaceae. Gene Ontology annotation, cellular component: catalytic step 2 spliceosome; U2 snRNP; U2-type prespliceosome. The transcript has 2 exons. Gene Ontology annotation, molecular function: nuclease activity; DNA binding; mRNA binding. The record is from RefSeq and is a predicted model, not a curated record.
AUGAAGAACAAGGAGCCUGAAGUGCGUCUACAAUCCGCAGAUUUGGUGUCGGCAGUUGCACCUUUACUCAACGAAUUUGGCGACAAUAAUACUCAAAUUAUGAACAGACUCAUUCUAUUUCUUUACGAAUCAUUAGGAGAGGUUUAUCCUGAAGUUCUAGGUUCCAUCAUAGGGGCUUUAUAUGCCUGUCUAGAAUCGCUAAAUAAGGAGGCCUUAUCUUCCCUCGAUAAUCCCUCGAUAAGCAUGCUUCUACCGACAAUGACGCCGAUUUUGAAAAAUCGGCAUGAAAAAGUGCAAGAAAAUUGCGUGAAGUUGAUCGGGCUCAUUGCUUGCAAGAGCGCAGAAUGUAUCAAUGCCAAAGAGUGGAUGCGUAUUUGUUUCGAUCUAUUGGACAUGUUGAAAAGCCAAAGAAAGCGAAUUAGGAUUGCAUCAAAUGCUACUUUUGGAUUCAUAGCCAACGCUAUUGGUCCUCAGGACGUUCUCGCCACAUUGCUCAAUAAUCUAAGAGUGCAAGAGCGUCAGCUAAGAGUCUGUACAGCGGUCGCUAUUGGAAUUGUGGCAGACACUUGUGAGCCAUUCACCGUAUUACCUGCCCUCAUGAAUGAGUAUAGAAUGCCUGACAAGAACGUGCAGAAUGGUAUCUUGAAAUCGCUUGGCUUCAUGUUUGAAUACAUAAGUGGUGCACAAAGCAAAGACUACAUUCAUGCUGUUACACCUUUGAUUGGGAAUGGUUUAACAGACAGAGAUCAGGUUCACAGACAGACAGCUGCCACAGUGGUACGUCAUCUUGCACUCAAUUGUACAGGAUUUGCUAAUGAUGACCACAUCGAAACGUUCACACAUUUGAUGAAUCUUGUGCUACCAAACAUUUAUGAACAGAAAGUAAUUCAGCAACGUAAAGAGAGAAGACGAGAAAACCAAGAGGAUGCUGCCAUGUCAGCUCAGAAAAUUCUCGCGAUACAGCUCCAGAAGGAUAAGGAUCUACCUCAUAGUCGUAAGCGAGAGCUUUUGAAGAAUCCUGACUCAUCAAAGACAGAAGUGCCAAACCCAGAUGGCACUGUUUAUCUCGAAGAUAUGCCGAUUCUUCAUCCUGAACAUGGAGCACUGCAAGAGCAGAACUCACAGCAGGCAGAAUUGGUUCAAAGCUCACCAACACGAAAGUUCAUAAAAAAAGAUGAGUAUCAUCUUCCUGAGAUUCGACAAUUUACCGUCUCUAAGGAUGACAAUAGGAUUAUGCCAGCGGAUGAAUUCCAAGAGUACACCGAAAACGCAGACUUUGAUACAGUAGAUGGCAUUAAUAUCGACUCAGUGGAUCCUUCUUCCAAAGAGUUCACCGAACUUCCACUAGCAACCCAGUAUAUGAUUUUGUCUCACCUCAGAUUACGAUCAAGGUUGAGACUAGGGUAUUCAAAGGACCAAUUGGAAGGACUUUUUCCAAGUAGCAAGGAUUUUCUGAAGUUCCAGAUCGAUCAAGUCAAGAAAAGAAACUUCUACACACAAAGACUUAUGACCGUCAGUGGAAUGCUGGAAGAUAGUGGGAAUAUCACACGUCGAAUUGCUGGAGACAAGGACCGACACUAUGCUCUCGUGAAAAACGAGGAUGGGUGGACUCUUUCCUUGGGAGAUGGAGAUGGCGACCUCAUCGAAAUUGACGAUAACGGGGAAAUAAAACGAUCGUUAAUGUCAUCUUUUGAUGAUGAUCUGGGGAAAAAUAUUACGCAAAUUAAGACGGAGGAUAGCCAAGCUGCACAAUCCAGUGAUAGCGACGAAGAAUUUGAAGAUGUGCCUGCUCAUUUGCAAGAAGAUGAUGAGGAUAGCUCACAAGCAAUCAUUCAAUCAAUCUAUGGCAUGUAUAAAAAUGAUUACGAGGAAAGUUCAUCUCCCAAUGAAAUUGAGGGAAGUCAAAAGAUGCAAAAUAAUUUACCGAUAGGUACUUCUGAGCAUAAAAAAGAUGUCGUUAACCAAGUGACCGAUCUAGAUGAGAACCAACCAGACUUGAACAGCUCAAUGCUAUUUCGGUCUCAAAACAUAGAAUCAAGUGACGAGAAGAAGCAGGACGCUGAUGAGAGUGCAACUUUCAGAACUCUGGAACCCCCUGAACCUUCUCAAAGCUCUCAUGCAAUGCCUUCUUGGUUCGAUCAUAGUGUCUCUCAAAUUGAAAGACCACAUUCAGGUGAUAGAUUUUUCACGCAAGAAGCUCAAAGUACUCGGCCUAUGAAUGAAGAUAAGAAAGUUGGAUUAAUUUCAUAUUCUGAAGCCAGGGAUCUCAUAGACAUAGAACUGAUUCCAGGUUCGCCAAUAGAACAAGAACACUCCGACGUGGAAAUCGUGAAUGAGCAGAACGUUAAUGAUGAAAUUUUGGGCUCGGACGUGGAGAUAGCAAAUGAGAAGAGCUUUCCAAAGUAUGAGCACAAAAACGAUGAUACGAGGCAGACCGAAUUCAAGCCAUCAAUGAUCCAGCAUGAAAAGAAAGAUUCUGAGAAAGGAGAUAGUCAAAAGGAUGAUGGUCAAGAACUGGAAGCUUUGACGCAUGGCGGAAGAACUGUUCGAGACAGGAGGCAGAGUACAACACUUGACUCUCACGGACCGACAGAACAAAUACCGGAAAAGUUUGCUCCACAACGACCAGCUGUGCUAGAUUAUGAGUUGGAGGAGGAUGAAGAAGCUGAAAUGAUGAAUCAGCUCCGUGAGGAGGACAAUCAACACGAAGAAUUUGCGAUCGAAAUGAAGACAAAACAUCAUAUUCCGAUUUCAUCAACUUCACUUAUUUCAGAUGAGCAGCUAUACCAGGAACGUGUACAGAAAGCCAAACGUGACUCUGAUGAGGUCUCCCAGACGAUGAUACAAGAUGUUCAGGAGCUUUUGAAAAGGUUUGGCAUUCCAUUCAUCACAGCUCCAAUGGAGGCCGAGGCCCAAUGUGCCGAGUUGUACCGUCUCCAAAUGGUAGAUGGUAUCAUCACUGACGAUAGCGACUGCUUUCUUUUUGGAGGGAGUAGAAUUUACAAAAAUAUGUUCAAUCAAAAGCAAUAUGUGGAAUGCUAUUUCAAUGAAGAGAUCGAUCACAAAAUUGGACUUGACAGAAUCAAGCUAAUUGAAUUAGCACUUUUAUUGGGAAGCGACUACACGGAAGGCAUCAAGGGUAUAGGGCCUGUGUUAGCCAUGGAAAUUCUAGCAGAGUUCGAGGAUCUCAAAAGCUUCAAGCGGUGGUUCGAUGAGCAUGCCCGGGGAUUAUCACAGCCAAAGGAUCCAGAUUCCAAACUCAAAAAAAAUCUCUUGAAACGUAUCAAAUCCGGGAAGUUGUUUCUUCCAGAUAACUUCCCUGACCAGGUUGUUUUUCAGGCCUACACUCACCCUGAGGUGGACAGAGACACGAGUGAAUUUAAGUGGGGCGUACCAAAUCUAGAUCAGAUACGUUCCUUUCUCAUGUACAAUGUUGGGUGGAGUCAAUCACGGGUGGAUGAGGUAAUGUUACCGCUUAUAAGGGACAUGAACAAGAAGAGAUCGGAGGGCACACAGACCACAGUUGGUGAAUUCUUCCCUCAGGAGUACAUCUCAUACAAAAAGGAUGCCGCUCUUGGAAAGAGAAUGAAGCUGGCUGCCACGCGCUUACAUAAGAGAAAGAAGUUGGAUAAAUAA